CUAGAUUAGGCACCUCGUCAGUUUGAUUGAUUCUUCCGCACCAAUAGUACCGUACCCGGAAUUUAAGCUCAAAAUGUCUCUGGAUCAGGUUAUCGAACGGAUCAAGACCCGCGUUGCCGCCGUGGAUCCCAACGGUCCCCGGAAGGUGCUCGGAGUAUUCCAGCUGGAUGUGAAAACCGGCGGAGCUGUCGAACAGUGGAUUGUUGACCUUAAGCAGCUGAAGGUUGAGAAGGGAACUGCCAGCAGCCCGGAUGUUACCGUUGGAUUGAGCGUUGAAGAUCUGAUUGCCAUUAGCGCGAAAACCGUGACCAUCGGAGACGCUCUUAAGGAGGGAAAAAUCACCGUGACCGGUGAUAAGGAGCUGGCCAACAAGCUGGCCGACGUUAUCUAAAGCGUGGAUGUGGAUGAUUGAUCGAUUGGAUUGUGAGAUGGAAGUGUAAUAAAGUUGUGUUGAUUUUGUAAAAAAA
Molecule: messenger RNA, 467 nt
Organism: Uranotaenia lowii
Lineage: Eukaryota; Metazoa; Arthropoda; Insecta; Diptera; Culicidae
Exons: 2
Coding region: 74-391 (105 amino acids)
Cellular component (GO): cytosol
Source: RefSeq, a predicted model, not a curated record